AUGAGCGGCAAAAACGACGACGAUGGUGGUGGUGGUGACGAAAAUGAGGAUUCGGAGGAUGAAGACUUUGAAUUCGAGGACAUCAAAGCGCACGAGAAGGCGUUAGAGGAAGACGGCAAUGAUGAUGAUGAUGCAGGGGGAAUGUUUGAUGAAGGUGUUGUUAAUGGAGGAGAGGAGAAAGAAGGAGAGGAGCACGGAGAAGGCGCUUUGGGAGGCGCGGGUGGUCGUGGUCAUCCGAACGCGAUGGAUGACGAUGAUUUACUGCGACAACAAAUGGCCUCCAUGCGAGGGAUACUGUCCAAAUCGAAACGAUUGAACGUGCACUCGUUGGGGAAUUACACGUUUGGCGUAAAAGUGGUGAAGAAGAAAGAAGGCGGAGAAGGAGGAGAAGAGGAGGAAAAAAGUAACGCGAAAGAUGCGAGAUUAAGAAGGAUUCGAGAGCAGUACGAAAAAAGCGGAGGGAUUGCGAGACGGUCCGUGGCUGGCGUGUGCGUGGUGAAUCAGCACGGGUGUCCGCACGUCUUGUUGUUGCAAGAAUCGACGUUGCCUCCGGGCGCGCAGCAGCGAACGGCGGACGGAAAGCCGGCGUCGCAGUGGGACAGACCUGGGCAGCACUUUUCCGCGAGUACGAGCACGUUUCGGUUACCUGGUGGGAGGUUAAGAGCCGGGGAAGGGACCACGGAAGGGUUGAAGAGAAAGUUAGCGAACAAAUUAGCCGCGCCGAACGAAUCGAACGAGGCGAAUUUGAGAGCCUCGUUUGACAUUUUAGAUCAGUUGUCCACGUGGUACAGGAUAGGAUUCGAGCCGCAAAUGUACCCGUAUUUGCCACCGCACGUUACGAAACCGAAAGAAACGUUGGAGGUGUUUUUAGUGGAGUUGCCGGAGAAGUGUUACUUUGCGGUGCCAAAGACGAGCAAGUUGGUGGCGGUACCGAUUUUCGAGUUGUACGACAACGCCGAGAAGUUUGGAGCCGUGGCGAGUAGCAUUCCGCAUUUACUAUCAAGGAUUGAUAUUAACUUAGAGACGACGAUUGGUUGA
Bathycoccus prasinos is the source of this 1038-nucleotide messenger RNA. RefSeq names its product Cleavage and polyadenylation specificity factor subunit 5. Gene Ontology annotation, cellular component: mRNA cleavage factor complex. The record is from RefSeq and is a predicted model, not a curated record. The coding region runs from base 1 to 1038 and encodes 345 amino acids. Gene Ontology annotation, molecular function: mRNA binding. NCBI's taxonomy places the organism in Eukaryota, Viridiplantae, Chlorophyta, Mamiellophyceae, Mamiellales, Bathycoccaceae. The transcript has a single exon.